This is a messenger RNA of Dufourea novaeangliae, 2345 nucleotides long. Its product is annotated as nitric oxide-associated protein 1. Bases 66 to 2345 code for a protein of 759 amino acids. Gene Ontology annotation, molecular function: GTP binding. NCBI's taxonomy places the organism in Eukaryota, Metazoa, Arthropoda, Insecta, Hymenoptera, Halictidae. The record is from RefSeq and is a predicted model, not a curated record. The transcript has 5 exons.
CUUACAUAUGAAAUUGGUUCUUACGAUCUGUUGCACUUUUUUGGACGUUAGAUGGUUAUGUUUUUAUGGAAUAUUGUUAUUAUCGUCGUACCGUAAUCAUUAUUACAUCGCACAUCAUGUAUAUUUCCAGAGUUAGGAGUUGUUUGUCACAUGUGAAGGCUCGCAGUAUUUUAUGCAGUUCAAGAUUAUAUUAUUCGCAGCAAACAGUUUUGAAUGAAAGUGAUUCCUAUAAGGUAGAUCCAAAGGUUCUAGCGUUACGAGAGAAAUUGUUAUAUUGUGAUCACCUAGAUUUGCAAAAUCUACGACUGGGAUAUACAAAACGUAAACAAUUGCAAAAGAAACAACAAAUAUAUACACAAUCGAAGAUGCAACAGAAGCUAUUUCAUGAACCUGUGUUCAGCGUGAUGUGGGAUGAAAAGAACAAAAGCAGUUCAAUUGAAACAGAAACCGAUAAUGAUAUAGAGGUAGAAUUGAAAGAACAAAAACCUGUGCAUAUGCCAUAUUCCAGAAUAGAUACCUAUGAAGCCGUUGACGUCUUACCAGAAAAGAUAAAAGAGAAAACACAUGUAUUGUUAAACCAAAGAUACAAGGAUUUAUAUGAAAAACAUUUGGCGUUAGAGGCUUGUUCCAAGAUCAAAAGCAAACGAAAUUUGAAAGAACUUAUGAAAGAUGAAAACAUCAAAACAUUACCAAAGGGAGAAUUGUGGAAAGUUCCACCAACUUGGAUGUCAGAUUUUGAACAGUUCAACGAGACUGAAACCGAUAGAGACUGGUAUAAGAAUUAUGGAACUCCAGAUCCAUUAUCUACAGUCAGUUCCAUACCUUGCGGUGGAUGUGGAGCGUUGUUACAUUGUAAAGAUCCGGCAAUUCCUGGAUAUCUACCAUCCGAAUUGUUUUCACAUUGCAAACAGAACGAGUUAAAACUUACAGUUUGUCAAAGAUGUCAUUUUCUAAAAUUUUAUAAUGCCGCGUUAGAAGUAAAAGUGUCUGUAGAAGAUUAUCCAAAGCUUUUGAGUACUAUAAAAAGGAAGAAAUGCGCAGUUCUCUUGAUGGUGGAUUUGACCGACUUUCCCGGUAGUAUAUGGCCAAAUUUAAAAAGCGUUUUGCAUCCUUUCACACCGAUUUUUCUGGUCGGGAAUAAAGUCGACUUACUUCCUCGAGAUUGCCCGACUUUCUUCGACAAUGUCAAACAGCAGCUAUUAAAUACCGUGCUCGAUGUAACCGGCAUAAAUACGGCGAACGUGACGCAUGUUGCGCUUGCAUCAGCCAAGACUGGUUACGGCGUAGAGGAGCUGAUAAAUAAAUUGCAACGCAAGUGGCGGUACAAAGGAGAUGUUUAUUUGGUUGGAUGUACAAAUGUUGGAAAGAGCUCAAUGUUCAACGCUUUGCUCAAGUCAGAUUAUUGUAAGAUACAAGCUGUAGAUCUGAUACAACGCGCCACGAUAUCACCUUGGCCAGGAACGACGCUGAAUUUAUUGAAAUUUCCCAUUUUGAAUCCGCAGCCACAGAAACUUAUGCUUCGAGCACGAAGACUUAAGCAGGAACAAAGUUUUAGUAUUGACGAGAAGAAAAAAGGAGAAUUACUGUUCAAAAAGACGGGGAAGAUUAAAUUUGCUACGUUGCAGGGAUAUAUAGGUAGAACGUUUACCGAAAGAACGAUGGAGAAUGCGCCGAUUGAUCCUUUCUCAGAAAAGUCGCACAAAUUCAUGGACGGUAAGCUCGGUUUCGACGAGUCUCAACUGGAAUACGCAGAAAGUCGUUGGUGCUACGACACACCGGGUACUAUACAGCGGGAUCAAACACUAGAUUUGUUAACAACGGACGAAUUGUUGUUAACGUUACCCCAGGAAACAAUCGUGCCGAGAACAUUCAUUUUUAGGCCGAAAGAAACGGUAUUCGUGGCCGGUAUGGGACGACUGGAUUUUUUGGAGGGAGACCUAUAUAUUCGGUGUACAUUGUUCACGAGCAAAGAACUGCCUAUAACGAUGUGUUACACGAACGACGCGGACGAGAUUUACGAACAGCUGUUGCAAACCGAAGCGUUCGUCGUACCGUCCAACGAUCCCGAACGAUUAAAAGUAUGGCCAAAAUUGGAGGGAAUGGAAAUGAAGUUGACUGGUAUCAGUAGACACGAAUCCGUCGCCGAUGUUGUAUUAUCGAGUAUAGGUUGGAUCGCAAUCACGCCGCACGAAAACCAAAAUAUUGCGUUGAAGGCGUGGACGCCGCAGGCUCGAGGUUUAUAUCUGAGGACUCCGGCGUUGCUCAAGAAAAGCGUAAUGCAUCGCGGGAUCAAGACAGCAGGAACUCCUCUGUAUUCGUUGGGAAAGAAGAUGUACGUUAAAUAA